Hydra vulgaris (swiftwater hydra) is the source of this 1176-nucleotide messenger RNA. Its product is annotated as developmentally-regulated GTP-binding protein 2. Gene Ontology annotation, molecular function: GTP binding; GTPase activity. The record is from RefSeq and is a predicted model, not a curated record. Lineage: Eukaryota; Metazoa; Cnidaria; Hydrozoa; Anthoathecata; Hydridae. Gene Ontology annotation, cellular component: cytoplasm. Gene Ontology annotation, biological process: cytoplasmic translation.
UUAGAGUUUUACAAAAUAGUUACAACAAAUAAAUAAAGUUUUACAUUUUUCAAGUUUAAAAAAAAAUCAUUAAAAAAUGGGAAUUUUGGAGAAGAUCAGUGACAUUGAAAAGGAAAUUGCUAGAACCCAAAAAAAUAAAGCUACAGAAUACCAUUUGGGGUUACUAAAAGCAAAACUGGCAAAAUACAGGUCAGAACUACUAGAGCCUCCAAAAUCAGCAGGUGCAAAAGGUGAAGGCUUUGAUGUUAUGAAAUCUGGAGAUGCUCGUGUAGCCCUUAUUGGGUUUCCUUCUGUAGGAAAGUCAACUCUUCUUAAUGUCAUGACUGAUACAAAAAGUGAAUCUGCUUCAUAUGAGUUUACAACACUUACAUGUAUACCAGGAAUCAUUCCUUAUAAUGGCGCCAAUAUUCAAUUGCUUGAUUUGCCUGGCAUAAUAGAAGGAGCUUCUCAAGGUAAGGGACGAGGCAAACAAGUUAUUGCAGUUGCAAGAACAUCCGAUUUAGUGAUUAUAAUGCUUGAUGCAAGUAAAGGAGAAAUCCAAAAAACCCUUUUAGAAAAAGAGUUGGAAACAUGUGGAAUUCGCCUCAAUACAAAGCACCCAAACAUAUAUUUUAAGAUUAAAAAAGCCGGUGGUAUUGCUUUUAAUGCCACUGUUACUUUGACACACAUGAGUGAAAAGAUGGUGCAGCUCAUAUUACACGAAUAUAAAAUUUUUAAUGCUGAAGUUCUAUUUAGAGAAGAUGCAACUGCAGAUGAGUUUAUUGAUGUAAUUCAAGCAAAUCGAGUUUAUUUACCAUGUAUAUAUGUUUAUAACAAAAUUGACUGUGUAUCACUUGAAGAAGUUGAUCGCUUGGCAAGAGUAAAUCAUUCCGUUGUUAUAAGUUGUAACUAUAAGUUGAAUCUUGACUAUCUGUGUGAACAAAUAUGGGAACAUUUAGCUCUUCGUAGAAUUUAUACUAAAAGAAGAGGAGAGCCUCCAGAUUUUAGUGAAGCAAUUAUCAUGAGGAAAGGUGCGACUGUGGAGCAUGUGUGUCAUCGCAUUCAUCGUACUUUAGUUGAUCAAUUCAAAUAUGCUCUUGUUUGGGGAAGCAGCACAAAGUAUAGUCCUCAACGUGUAGGCCUAUCUCAUAUUCUUGAUGAUGAAGAUGUCAUUCAAGUGAUGAAGAAGUAGCAAAG